AUGCCCAGCCUCGAAUACUUGGUGGUUCACGCGCCAUUCGACGGUGUCGAGAAUAUCAUCACGCGUUCGAAAUUGACAGCGCUCCGGGGCCUGGGCGUGUCCCCGGCUUCAAACGAGCUCGCUUCUGUCUUGGACAUCGCCGCGACACAACCACGACUCGCGCAUCUGGACGUUAAAAGUCUCAACGCGGCUCGCGACCCUGGCUGUCUCCCGUUCAUCCGCGCGCUCGCCUUAUCGUCACCCCCCACAACAGGCGACCGCUGUCUGCGACUCGAAACGCUGUCGUUGGAUAUCGGCAUUCCCACCCAGACUCAGAGCAAUGCGAUCGUUGCUUUACUGAAGAGCCGCACAAAAACCGCUGUUUCCCGGGCCACGGGGCCGGCUGUCGUGUCCCCGCUUGCCGGAGCGGACGUCGGCCCGUUAGGCCGGGCAACGGUGACAGUUGCGCUAAGGGCAGUAAAACGGAGGGGCAUUGCUCUGUGGUUACUGGAUAUUGCCAAGAGUUCCGGGGAUGGACGGGCAGUGGUGCGCGAGCAAGGUAUGAAGCUUGAGUAA
Messenger RNA from Mycena indigotica, 555 nucleotides. RefSeq lists its product as uncharacterized. Lineage: Eukaryota; Fungi; Basidiomycota; Agaricomycetes; Agaricales; Mycenaceae. The transcript is spliced from 2 exons. Bases 1 to 555 code for a protein of 184 amino acids. The record is from RefSeq and is a predicted model, not a curated record.